AUGGACGAGGACGACUUACUGUGCGUGGACCAGAAACAGACUCAGACUGGGGCGCAGGUGAAGCCAUGCCGCAAGACGACGAAGGUUUGCACAAGCAAAGAGGAAGCAGAUGAGGUGGAAGCUGCAUUCAGGAAGCGGCAGGAGAGCUGGGAGCAAGCUUUCCUGCUUGACAAAGAUCAGCCAGGCCUUGGGUCGUGGUUGAUGGGCCAGCGGGUGUCUUCGACAUCUUUUGUUCUGACAUGUGUGGCCUGCCGUGGUUGGGCGCAAGCAGACAUCACGUCGGAAUGGGUGCGCGGCAAGCCUAUCUUGAAGAUUGCAGAUUUGAAAAAGGAGGAGGACGAGUCCGGGCUUCACCGUGCCCCUGAUGUGGCGAUGAUCAUGGAUGUGUGGCGGAAAUUCAAGGCGGGUUCAAGCUGCCGUGCAGUAGCGGAUACUGGGGCUUUCGGUGGGCGUCAUAAAGUUGAGCGGCUGCACAGCUGCAUUGGCAAUGCAUGUCUUGAGGCGGACAGAGAUGCCCUGACAACGGCUCGUGUCAUAGCCAUUCAUCAGGACGUGCGGGCGGGUGUCCUGCAGAUACGUUUCUCAGCCACUUUGGCUGAUUGGUCUUGCCUCAGAGGGCUCUUGGGUUUGGACUGCACGCCAGGUACAAAAUCCGAGGAUCUUCAGGAAGCGACUGUGAGAAUUCUAUCGCGUUUCUGCGGAGGCGACCUGAGGCUGAUGGCCAGGAUUUCAGAAAAAGUCGAAAUGAUCGAUGCAGAUGGGGCCUCAGAUGAACAGCGAACGCUGAACCUGCUCAGUGGAAGGGCCGGAGCAGUGCGGUCAACCAUGUUUCCGAACAUCCGCAUUCGCGUGCGGGACCCGACGCAUUGCGCAAGGCGUUUGUCAGCGAAUCCUUGGGCAGUGGAUCCAUAUCUGAGCCAAACCUUCCUCUUCUACAUCGGCGGAGCUGAGUCAAUGACUCACGUGAUACAGCACUCCCCGGAUCUACGACAUGUAUUCUCAGAGAAUACAUGCAGUGUGGACUCUGGCACGCCUCUGUCACAGCAGACCCUGAAUCGAAUGAGAUGCUUAGAUUAUGCACCUCACCGUUUCGAGUCCAAAUGCAAACCACUUUGUCGGUUUGUAUUGGUGUUUGAAUCCAUCUGGAGAACGGCCUUGGAUAUCAUGGUAAGGCGAGCAGGUACAGAGCCGGCGCGAAAAGCACAAGCAUUUGUAGAAGGUGCCGACGUAGAGAGUCUGCUUCAGUUAGCACUACUGGCGGACGCGGGGCUCCAGAGCAUGGAGCUCGUGAGAUUCUACGACGGAGAUUCCUGA
This is a messenger RNA of Symbiodinium sp. CCMP2592, 1314 nucleotides long. Lineage: Eukaryota; Dinophyceae; Suessiales; Symbiodiniaceae. The record is from the annotation of a GenBank genome assembly.